GUAUCUUUUUUAUUUAUUUUUCAUUCCAUUUCAUUGUUCAAAAUUCACUUGUUUCAAUUUUUCACCAAAUUGACAAUAUGUGGAAGCACCGUGGCCUCCAGCUCCAUCUCCGGCGAUCCUACACUGCGGCAACAGCCACAGCCACAUCCAUAGCUACAGCCACAACCACCGCAGCCCAACCGCCACGCGCUGUGCGCGGCAUGACUGACCGUUUUGGCGCCUCAGCCACCACCCACGCGCACAUCCUCAGCCAAGCCCAACAGCUUCUCACCCGGCACAACUACCAGCCAAUUCACACCCCAAUUCUCGAAUACUCCUCGACCUUUGAGCGCACCCUAGGCACCAGCAGUGACGUGGUCGGCAAGGAGCUCUACAAGUUCCUCGACUCGAGCCAACAAUGGAUGACCAUGCGCCCUGAGGGCACCGCCGGCAUUGCCAGGGCCGCCUUGAGUAAUCGAAUGGAGAUGCCCCAGCGGCUGUAUUACUCGGGCCCGAUGUUUAGACAUGAGCGGCCGCAGAAGGGGAGGCUGCGGCAGUUCGAGCAAUUUGGUGUUGAGAUUCUGGGUGUUGCGCAUCCAGCGGCCGACGUGGAGUGCGUGGAAAUCGCAUGGGAGCUCAUUAAUGGGUUGGGUGUUGGCGGGGUGCAGUUGAAGGUCAAUACCCUGGGGGAUGCGCAGUCGAGGGAGGCAUGGCGGGCGGCGCUGUGCCAGUAUUUUGAGCAGUACCGGGGCGAUUUGUCUGAGGAUAGCCUGAGGAGACUGGUCACGAACCCGUUGCGAAUUCUGGAUAGCAAAGAUGAAAAGGACAUGGUGGUUGCCCGGGGGGCUCCUGCCUACAGCUCCUACCUUUCGGCUGCCUCACUGCGUCACUUUGACUUUGUCCAAAACGGCCUGCAAUCCCUCCAUAUCCCCUAUGUACUGGACCCCAAGCUGGUCAGAGGGCUGGAUUAUUACCAGCACACUGUAUGGGAAGUAACAUGCAAUUCCGAGCUUCUCGGCCGAUCACAAGCGACCGUGCUGGCCGGAGGCAGGUACGAUGGGUUGAGUCGGGCGCUGGGCAGUACAAAGUCUAUGCCGGGGAUUGGAUGGGCGGCGGGAAUGGAGCGGUUGACGCUGCUUAUUCGCCCCGAUCUGAUUUCCUGUCCACCUGUUCCGGUGCCCAUUUUGCUGGUUCCUGAGCGCUCCGGCGAGGGAGGCGGUCAGAGAAGCGUUGAUGAUGCGCUAUAUGCUUUUGCGAUGCGCGUAGCUCGUGAGGUUAGGCGCGUGGUGGAUGAUGGUGCAUAUGUUGUGCAUGCGCCGGUAAGCGAUACCACAGAAACAAAGCCGAAUGAAGUGGGACGGAAACAUCCGGCGUUGGGCAAGCAGUUGGCUUUGUUGUUGGGCGCAGAGAAGAAUAAGGUGCCUGGCAAGAUUGUUAUUGUUGGGACUGCUGAAAUGGAAUGCAACUCGGUUAUUGUUAGGGAUACCGCUUCCCAAACCCAGCUUACUGUUGGCCUUGAUAGUAUACGCAGUGCGCUUAAAUAGAUUAGUGUUUUUGUUUUGGCUUUUAAUACCAUUUGUAAAUUA
This is a messenger RNA of Kickxella alabastrina, 1565 nucleotides long. RefSeq lists its product as uncharacterized. The annotation marks the transcript as partial. The record is from RefSeq and is a predicted model, not a curated record. Gene Ontology annotation, molecular function: ATP binding; histidine-tRNA ligase activity. Gene Ontology annotation, biological process: histidyl-tRNA aminoacylation. Gene Ontology annotation, cellular component: cytoplasm. Lineage: Eukaryota; Fungi; Kickxellomycota; Kickxellomycetes; Kickxellales; Kickxellaceae. The transcript has a single exon.